Molecule: messenger RNA, 1365 nt
Organism: Coprinopsis cinerea okayama7#130
Lineage: Eukaryota; Fungi; Basidiomycota; Agaricomycetes; Agaricales; Psathyrellaceae
Exons: 4
Coding region: 1-1365 (454 amino acids)
Source: RefSeq, a predicted model, not a curated record
AUGCCCGUAAUAAUAGACGACACCCGAAUCUCGUACUCGGAUGGUUGGCAAAUCUCUGGAACCAACGAACGGCAGGAGCAAGGACGCACCCAUUUCACGACGACGUCAGGAGCAACCGCCACGAUUACUUUUACAGGGACCUUCAUUGAAGCAUUCGGAACGAAUCCAGCGAGCCAUGCCGGAGGUCGUAUUGAAGCCCUCUUCAUAUUGGAUGGCGAAACCCCUUUCCGUCUAGAAAGGACCAGCCACGCCAGCGCGUAUUAUCGAGACUCUUGGUUCAAGCGAGAGAAUCUGCCCAACAGAGAACAUACCCUGGUUAUUCAGAACGUUGGAACACGAGUUCCACUUCAUCUGGACUUUUUUCAGAUCGAAGGUUCCUUGGUGACACCCGCACCAUCGAACCCCCCUCCACCCAACACGCCCUCUUCCCCUCCUGUAGAACCAACGUCAUCCCCCACCCCUACUUUUUUCCGCAGUGUCCGCAGCUCUUCCAUUGCUGAACCUCCACAGAGUGAGAGGGAGACUCCUACGCCAACGACUAAUCUCCUUCAAUCUUCUUCAAUAUUACCUGACCUGGACGAGUUAUUGACGACGACGACUCGGGCCGUGACCGAUAGCAGCAGGGAGAGGGGGAGUUCUAGUGGACGCAGCGAAAGUACGGGUAGACAUACGGCCGACCUUCAGACCACAGUGACGGAGCUGCAGGUGGUCACAACCUCUAUCUCCGGUCAGCCUGUGGAGAUCACGUUGGACGGGACGAAACCAUCUGGCGGAAUUUCUUCAGGCUUGCCUAUUGGAGCUGUGGUUGGAAUCUCCUUGGGAGCGGUCGCGCUGCUCAUACUUCUCGCCAUUUUCUUGGUACUUUUGUACCGUUGCCGUCAGAGAAGGAAGAGGAGGCUUGGGGGUCACAGGGGCACCUAUGCCUACGGUGGUAAUAGUGACGCUCCAGGCCUUUUCCCCUAUGAAGUGAGCGGCGGUAGACCCCUGACAUCAGAGAGCAAGACAGCACUGGUUCGAAGUGCUUCAGACAUUGGACGGCCAUUCCAACUGCUCGACGACACCGCCAAUGGCAUCGGAACUCCAGCCACGGCUGCAGGAAACACCUCCAGCUUGGCGCCCAACCCCCCUUCACUGACCCUCGAUUUUGCAGAUGAGAAAUCGCAGCCACUAUCCGACUCCAUGUCUCCAUACACUGCGACGACACCACAUGACGGCGGACGCGGUCCUUUUUCCACCCUCGCUAAUCCUUCUCGCUUCUCGUCAGGUCUCAGUUCAUAUCACAACUUCGAGGCCCCUCCUGCGUAUACCAGUGGUAGAGACUCUGACUUGUUUCCUGAAGGGCACAUAAGUGUCGCCCGAGCGUAG